AUGGAUGAAUCCCAGACGGUUGCUCCUGCUUCCAACACCCCCAACCCCAGCACGAUUACCCCAUUAUCAGAGACGCUAAGCUGUGGCCACACUCAGGACGUCCGGGUGCACUAUAUCCUGAAGCCAGAGGCCGUGGGGGAGCAGAAGGAAAUCGUCUUUUACUAUUUGGUGAUGGCCAAAGGAGGCACUGUGCGAGCAGGGACCCAGGCUCUGGCUGUGGAGCAUGGUGAUGUUAAUGGGACCUUCUCACUGAUGCUCCCCGUGGAGUAUGAUAUCGCUCCCCUGGCAGAGAUGCUAAUAUACACUAUUUCACCCAAUCAGGAGCCUAUUGCUGAUUCAGUCAAAUUCCAGGUCGAAAAUUGCUUUGCCAAUAAGGUCGACUUGCAUUUCUCACCGGCCGAGGGUCUCCCCGCCUCCGACACUCGCCUCCGGGUCGGGGCCUCCCCAGGCUCCCUGUGCACCGUUCGUGCUGUGGACAAGAGCAUCCUCCUCAUGAAGCCUGAAGCCGAGCUCUCUCCCAGCUCUGUGUAUAACCUGCUACCAGUGAAGGAACUUCAGGGGUAUCAUCAUGGCACAGACAUGCUGCCGAUGGAUCCCCAGGAGGAGUGCAUUGCCGCAGAGAAGAUAAUUGUGAAUGGAGUCACCUAUGCUCCAGUAUCGGAGCCAGAUGAAGAGGACACUUAUAGCAUCUUAAAGUUGUACUCACACCACCCAGGACAUGCAAGGGUACUGGACUCAGGUUACCCUGUCAUGGCUGAGACCCUUCCAGCAGCGGUGGAGACAGUUCGAAAGUAUUUCCCAGAGACAUGGAUUUGGGAUUUAGUGCCUUUGACCUCCAACGGAAGUGCUGAAUUGCCCUUGACAAUCCCUGAUACCAUCACAGAAUGGAAAGCUAACACAUUCUGCACCUCAAGUGACACUGACUUUGGCCUGUCCCCAACCGUGUCCCUCAGAGCCUUCCAACCCUUCUUCGUGGAGCUCACCCUGCCCUACUCCGUGGUGCGUGGCGAGGCCUUCAUGCUAAAGGCCACUGUCUUCAAUUACCUGACCCGCUGCAUCAGGGUCAGCAUCUCACUGGCUUCAUCUGCUGACUUCCGAGCUACCCCUGUGGAGAAGGAAGAGGACUCUUAUUGUCUCUGCAUGAAUGGAAGAAAAACGGUGUCCUGGGCUGUGACCCCAAUAUCUCUGGGUAAUGUGAAUUUCUCUGUGAGUGCAGAGGCCCUGAAGAUGGAGCUGCCCUGCGGGAACGAGGUAGCAGUGCUCCCUGAGACAGGGCAGAAGGAUACAGUGAUCAAACAGCUGUUAGUGGAGCCUGAAGGGAUUGAGACAGAAGCAACCUUCAACUCUCUGCUCUGUGCAAAUGGAAAUUCAGAAGCAGGGAAGAUUUCCCUGAAGCUUCCACUGAACGUGGUGCAGGGCUCAGCCAGAGCCUAUGUGACAGUGCUGGGCGAUAUCCUGGGCACAGCCAUGCAGAACCUGCAGCAGCUCCUCCAGAUGCCCUUCGGCUGUGGGGAGCAGAACAUGGUCCUGUUUGCCCCCAACAUCUACGUCCUGGACUAUCUGAAUAAGACGGGGCAGCUGAGCGAGGAGACCAAAUCCAAGGCCAUCGGAUACUUAGUCAGUGGUUAUCAGAGGCAGCUGAAUUACAAGCACCUGGAUGGCUCUUACAGCACAUUUGGGGAGCAUUACAGGCAGCCGGGGAUUACCUGGCUGACGGCCUUCGUCCUCAAGUCCUUCGCGCAGGCCUGCUCUCACAUCUUCAUCGAGGAGAAGCACAUCCAGGACGCCCUGGCCUGGCUCGCUGGCAAGCAGAAGGAAAACGGCUGCUUCCGCAGCUCUGGGACGCUCCUGAACAAUGCCAUAAAGGGCGGGGUGGACGAUGAGGUCACGCUCUCUGCCUACAUCACCAUCGCACUGCUAGAGAUUCCUCGGCCCAUCACUGUACGUAUCCACACGCACAAAGUCCCCUUCAUGAGUUCCCCUGGGUCAGCAGCCUCCCCUCUCCCCCACUCCCUAUACCCAUCCGAGUCCUGA
Molecule: messenger RNA, 2034 nt
Organism: Emys orbicularis (European pond turtle)
Lineage: Eukaryota; Metazoa; Chordata; Testudines; Emydidae
Product: alpha-2-macroglobulin-like
Exons: 16
Coding region: 1-2034 (677 amino acids)
Molecular function (GO): endopeptidase inhibitor activity
Source: RefSeq, a predicted model, not a curated record